This is a messenger RNA of Penicillium griseofulvum, 1698 nucleotides long. RefSeq names its product Major facilitator superfamily domain, general substrate transporter. Gene Ontology annotation, biological process: transmembrane transport. The coding region runs from base 1 to 1698 and encodes 565 amino acids. The transcript is spliced from 4 exons. Lineage: Eukaryota; Fungi; Ascomycota; Eurotiomycetes; Eurotiales; Aspergillaceae. The record is from RefSeq and is a predicted model, not a curated record. Gene Ontology annotation, molecular function: transmembrane transporter activity.
AUGACCACCAAAGGGGUCACCACUGACCACUCGCCGCCACUGUACACGGAGUCAGAGACGCCAGAUGAGGUGGUUCAACAAGAUGGUGUUCAAAUUGCGGAUGCAGUCACAACAACGUGGUCUCGCAAGCAUCUGAUUAUUGCUUAUACCAGUAUGUGGCUGGUAUAUUUUGUCAACAAUCUCAAUAGCAGUCUCACCACCAAUCUCUCUGCUUACAUUACGAGUGGCUUUGCGGAACACUCGCUGUUGACCGUAAUUACUGUCGUAACCAGCGUUAUGGGUGCUGCAUGUCUGAUGCCCAUCGCAAAAGUCCUGAACCUUUUUGAUCGAACUGUUGGAUUCGUGAUCAUGCUUUUGAUUGCAAUUAUGGGUUUGAUCAUGAUGGCUGCUUGCAACAAUAUUGCGACGUACUGUGCUGCACAGUCAUUCUAUACUGUUGGACUCACCGGUGCCAUUUUCUGCAUUGACGUGAUAACCUCGGACACCUCGUCGCUUCGUGACCGAGGUCUUGCUUUUGCUCUCACCUCCUCUCCUAGCAUGAUCACGGCCUUUGCUGGCUCUCCUUUAUCAAAUCAAUUCCACGAAACCAAUUGGCGAUGGGCAUAUGGGACGAUUUGCAUCAUUCUCCCGAUCGCUGCGCUUCCUUUGAUUGUGACCUGGGAAAUGGCCAAACGAAAGGCCGACAAGGCAGGUCAAUUACAUUACAAGCAGAAGACACAGCGAUCUUGGAGAGAAGCUAUUUGGUACUACAUCAUGGAAUUUGAUGUGAUCGGAAUCUUCCUAAUGAUAGGCGGCACCAUCCUUUUCCUAACAUCGUUCAAUAUUGCCGGCAACACCGAAGGCCAAUGGCGAUCGCACAAAAUUAUUGCUAUGAUGGUUGUGGGAUUCUGUGUCCUCGUAGCAUUUGUCGCUUACGAGCGAUGGCUGUCCCCGAAGCCUUUCAUUCCAUUCCAUUUAAUCACCGAUCGCACCGUCAUUGGCGCUUGUCUGCUGGAUAUUACCUACCAAGUCUCUUAUUAUUGCUGGGCCAGCUAUUUCACCUCCUACCUCCAAGUCGUCUAUAACACAAGCCUGACCCAAGCCGGUUACAUCAGCGCCAUUUUUGAUUUCAUGGACCCGGUUUGGCUCAUUGGUUGUGGUUUCCUCAUCAGAGUAACUGGUCGCUUCAAGUGGCUUCUCUACUGCGCCUUACCUCUCUACCUCCUGGCAAGCGGUCUGAUGAUUUACUUCCGCUCACCAGGUCACAGCGUGGGAUAUAUGUGCAUGUGCCAAAUUUUCCUCGCAGUAGGUGGCGGAACAUUCAUUCUAAUCGAGCAAGUUGCUGUUCUUGCUGCAGCCUCGCAUGAAGACUAUGCCGCCAUGUUAGCACUUCUCAGCACAUUUGGAAACAUCGGCGGUGCAGUGGGCAGUAGUGUUUCAGGCGCUAUUUGGACAAACACCCUUCCCGUCAAGCUACGCGAGUAUCUUCCAGCCGAAUUGAAGGACCAGUGGUCGGAUAUCUACGAGUCAUUGGACAUCCAACUCAGUUACCCGGUUGGUUCACCUGCUCGCACUGCUAUCCAAAAUGCAUAUGCAUUCAGCCAGCGAUACAUGAUGAUUGCCGGUACAGCGGUAAUGGGGCUUUCCAUUGCCUGGGUGCUUAUGAUGAGAAACAUCAAAGUCCAGUCCAACAAGGAUCUUUCCAAGGUGCUUUUCUAG